Molecule: messenger RNA, 2401 nt
Organism: Humulus lupulus (European hop)
Lineage: Eukaryota; Viridiplantae; Streptophyta; Magnoliopsida; Rosales; Cannabaceae
Product: zinc finger protein NUTCRACKER-like
Exons: 3
Coding region: 443-2140 (565 amino acids)
Cellular component (GO): nucleus
Molecular function (GO): DNA-binding transcription factor activity
Source: RefSeq, a predicted model, not a curated record
CCUCUCUCCCAAUACUUUAACUUUUCACCGCCUCUUCCAACAUCUCCACAUUACUAUAUUAUUAUAUUCCUCCUAAAAAGUAGAUAAUUAAAAUGACUGCAAAACCUUAUAUGCAAAUAAAUUAAUUAUUUAGAGAAAGAGAGAGAAAGAGAUCCAAUCUAUCUCUUGCAUUAUAUUUUUCUCUUAUUAGUUUUAAUUCUAUUAGGUUUGAAACCAUCCACUCAUAUAUAUAAUAGCCUUCCUCAUUUCUACUCUUUGGUUUUCUUUCUUAAUCACAUAUCUCAUCAUCAUCAUUAUCAUCUAAAACAACACACAGCAGCAGUGUCCUUUCUUGAUCAGCUAGCUUGUCCUUUUCUUUUCUCUUCUCACUGUCUUAUAUAUAUAUACCAAUAAAUCCAGUCAAACUAAGAUCGUCAAGAGAGUUUAUAAUAAGCUUCAUCCGAUGCUUCCAAACAUGGCUGAAGAUCAAACAACUAUCCCAAAUGGGUUUUCCCAAAUUAGCCCUAUUCUUGAAGGAUCUACUAUUAUCAACCCUCCUCCAUUGAAGAAGAAGCGAAACCUACCCGGCACUCCAGAUCCUGAAGCUGAGGUGAUAGCUUUGUCGCCGAAGACUUUAAUGGCGACCAACAGAUUCUUGUGUGAGAUAUGUGGGAAAGGGUUUCAGAGAGAUCAAAACCUUCAACUCCAUAGGAGAGGGCACAACCUGCCAUGGAAGCUGAAGCAGAGAAGCAGCAAAGAGCCGAAGAAGAGGGUUUACGUUUGCCCUGAGAAGACAUGCGUCCACCACCACCCUUCGAGGGCGCUCGGAGACUUGACUGGUAUUAAGAAGCACUUCUGUAGAAAACACGGCGAGAAGAAGUGGAAGUGUGAGAAGUGUUCCAAGCGAUAUGCCGUACAAUCCGACUGGAAAGCCCACUCUAAGACUUGUGGAACUAGAGAGUACAAAUGUGACUGUGGAACUCUUUUUUCACGGCGAGACAGCUUCAUAACUCACAGGGCCUUCUGUGAUGCCUUAGCUGAAGAAACAGCAAGAGUAAAAGCAGCCUCAGACAUGAACAUAAUAAAUCCAAUAAUGGGAGCUGCUGGAAACCUUGGUUAUCAUUUCAUGGCCACUGGAGGACCAAAUAGCAUGACACAGCAUUUUCCCUCUGUUUUCAAGCCAAUAUCAGCCAAUGAUCACGAGGCUACAGCCGCAAGAAGCCAGCUAUCUCUAUGGAUGAGCGGACAGGAUCAAACAAUAAUGGCAUCCUCAAACAAUAACAAUGCCUACCACGAUCAGAUUCGUCAUCAACAUCAGCACCAUCAUCAACUCGGUUCGUCAGUGAGUUCAGCAAGUGAAAUGUUCGGUACUACUGACAACCCUCUUGUGUCGUGUACUUCAUCAUCAAAUCAUCCUCCACCGUCCGAUUAUCACCACCAUCAGCAGGAGCAGGAGCAGCAGCAGCAACAGCAGCUGAAUUGGGUUUUUGGAAGUGGUACUUCUACUACUAAUAACAAUAAAAUCUCCUCAAACAGUAUUAAUAACCCUCCUCCUCCUCCUCCUCAUCAUCAUCAUCAUCACGAAGAGCUCACCAUGACCACUUGCUCGCUUCCGAUGAGCAUUACUGUUAACAAGGAAGGAGCCGGAGCUCAGCUGGUUAGCGUUCCUUCCUUGUACAGCACCCAACUCAGUACUACUAAUUCACAUCAAACACCUUCGGCAGCUGCGGCGGCCAACAUGUCCGCCACGGCUUUACUCCAAAAAGCUGCUCAGAUAGGAGCAACUUCGAGUGUUGACUCAUCUUUCCUUGGAAGUUUUGGGUUGAAGUGCAAUAGUAGUACUAUAACUCAAGUCCAAGAUGGGAACAAUAUUAAUAAAUCGUGCGGUUUGUAUGGCUCUACCCCAAUAUCGAGGGUUGGCAGUCAUGGUAUUCAUAGUACUAAUAACAAUAAUAAUAGUAAUGUGGACAACCCAGAAGGUGAAAUAUUCCAAAUAUAUCCUCCGGCGGCCAAACGGAGGUUUGUUCAGAUGAGUAGUACAGAAGAUCAGGCAGGAGGACAAACUAGGGAUUUCCUAGGCGUUGGCGGAGGCGGCGGCGGUGGCGGAGUGCAAACGAUUCGCCACCCGGCUGCAGCAGCAUCAAUCAACGGUUGGAUUUGAAUAUCUCUCCCUAUUGAUCAUAUCAUUUAUAUGUGGAAAUAUUUCCAUUUGCGAUAGUAGAAGAUCAGUAGUGUUUGUAAUUUUAUUUUUAUUUUUUCUUUUUUUUUUCUUCAAUGGAAAGCAAAGUUGACAGUGGUGGAAAAAGAGAGAAAGAAAGAUUUAAGUAAUGGGAAACUUUGCAGGAUUGAAAAGGUGGGCAUUGAGUGCUUGAUGGGGACUAAAAAGUUUGUGCACAUAUAUAUAUAUAUUUAUUAAAAUUAA